Molecule: messenger RNA, 3378 nt
Organism: Oxyura jamaicensis (ruddy duck)
Lineage: Eukaryota; Metazoa; Chordata; Aves; Anseriformes; Anatidae
Gene: CDH17
Product: cadherin 17
Exons: 18
Coding region: 143-2647 (834 amino acids)
Biological process (GO): cell-cell junction assembly; calcium-dependent cell-cell adhesion; homophilic cell-cell adhesion
Cellular component (GO): adherens junction; catenin complex; plasma membrane
Molecular function (GO): calcium ion binding; cadherin binding
Source: RefSeq, a predicted model, not a curated record
CUCAGAAACUAUAAACUGUGUGAAGCACAGACAGACACUGCCAACCUGCACAAAGGUGAACCCCACAGAUGAAAGAAAGAAGUAUUUUUUAGUCCAAAACAAGCUUUUCGUGUUACAGGUGCUAAAGCAAAGCAUAUUCAGUAUGUUUAAGCUGAGUGGACUUCAGUUUCUGCUUGUCAUUCAGUGGGCUAUGUGCCAGAAUCUCGGGGACCUGAAUUUAGCUGGGCCUCUGAAAGACAUGAAUUUCUCCAUUCCAGAAGGUGCAGGAGUACGCCCAAUUUACCAGUUCAUAUCUGAGUCACCUGUGAUUUUCAGAGCGACUGGUGAAAAAGAUGGAAUCAUUGACAUUGUGCCAAAGACAGGAAUGCUGUAUCUCAAUGGGUCUCUGGACUGGGAGACUAAAGCCGUGCACAGGCUGCAGGUGGAAUGUCUGGAUGAAAAUGGAGAUGUAGUGCAAGGUCCAUAUACUGUGACAAUAUAUGUUGAGGAUAUCAAUGACAACCCACCAAAAUUUGACCAGCCAACGUACACUGGAGUGGUGAGGCAAAACUCCCGUGCAGGCAAACCCUUCAUGUAUGUCCACGCCACUGACCUAGAUGAUCCUGCAACCCCCCACGGACAGCUGAUAUACAGCAUUCUCCACCAUUUUCCCAACCCUUAUCCAGAAAUGCUUUUCCAGAUUGAUAGUGUAACUGGAGCAAUCUCACCAAGUAGGACAGGCUCCUAUUAUUUAGAUCCCCAAAAGCAGGACACCUUCACACUUGUUGUCACCGUGAAGGAUAUGGCAGGGAUGACAACAAAUGCUUUCACCAGCAGCGCCGAUGUGAUCAUCAAUGUGAAGGAGAGCCUGUGGAAGGCUCCCCCCACCAUCUACAUUUGGGAAAACUCUACCGAAACCCACCCUGUGAACAUCAGCCAGGUGCACUCAAAUGAGGCAGAUGUAAUUUAUGAGCUUUUUGAAAAAGAAAAGCUGGCCAGAUUCCCAUUUUCCAUUGAUCAGAAUGGGGUUAUUUAUGUGACUGAGCCAUUGGACAGGGAAGAAAAGGAUACUUAUUUGUUCUAUGCGGUCACAAAAGAUACCGUGGGAGACCUGGUGGACAAGCCUCUGCAAAUUCAAGUUAUUGUGAAAGACAUUAAUGACAAUCCCCCUGUGUGUGAGAAUGCCCUUACGAUAUUUGAAGUUCAAGAAAAUGAAGGUGGAGGAAGUACUAUUGGCACCCUGCAUGCUACAGACAUGGAUGAGAAGGACACCCUUAAUUCUCGCCUGAAGUUCAAUAUUGAGAGUCAGGUUCCUGCUGUUCCUGCAAGUAAUAUGUUCAUCAUUCAGCAAGACACCGGGACUUUGCAGUUAAUUGGCUAUUCGUUAAACAAGCGAAUUGCAGCCAACUAUUCCUUGAAGGUGAUGGUGUCAGAUGCAGAUUUCCAGACAAUCUGUGAAGUGCAAGUACACGUCAUCGACAUCAACGACCAGAUUCCCAUCUUUGAAAAAUCAGAUUAUCACAAUGUGACUGUUGCAGAAAGUAUCCCAGUAGGAACAGUGAUAUUAGAAAUUCAAGCUACUGAUAUGGACGAGCCUGCCACAGGGAGCUCCUACAUCAUUUACCAAGUGGAAGAAGGAGAUCCAGACAACAAGUUCAUCAUAGAGACAGAUCCUGAAACAAACCAAGGGUUUGUCAAGAUUAACAAGCCACUUGAUUUUGAAACAGAUGAAGUACAUAACCUGGUGAUCAACGCCACAAACCCCGAACCUCUGGUGUCAGGAGUGCAGUACAAUGCCAGCUCCCGCACCCUCUUCAAAGUUUUUGUAACCAACGUGGGUGAGCCACCUGUCUUUCAAAAGCAAGUUUACACAGCAAACGUAUCUGAAGACGUUCCUGUAAACACUCUGGUCAUGAGAGUGGAGGCCUAUGAUCCUGAGGGAAAUACUGUAAGUUACUCUUUAGAAGGUGAUGUGAAGAAAUGGCUGAAGAUUGAUUCAGCCACCGGGAAUAUAUACACUGCUUCCGCUUUGGAUCGAGAAUACAAAGAAGUGUACAAAGUUGAUAUUGUUGCAUCAGAAACAAAUAAUGCUGCUCAGAGAUCCAAAAUACCCUUCGUAUUACACUUAAACGAUGUGAAUGACAACCCUCCGCAGUUAGUUAUGGAUUAUCCUACCUUCUUUUGCCACCCGGUUCAUGGAGGAGAGAAAGCACUAAUUCAAGCUACUGAUGUUGAUGAACAUGGAUUUUUCCCCAGACUUACUUUUUCUCUCGGGGAUGAUACAGCUACAAGAACUAAUUGGGAAAUCUCAAAAGUCAAUAAUACGUAUGCUCACCUCUCUCCAAAACAUAAUAACUUUGAAGAGAGAGUGUACAUUGUUCCAGUGAUAAUUAAUGACAAUGGAAACCCACCUUUGGAAAACAAAGUGAAUCUUGAAGUAAACGUCUGCCAGUGUUCAAGUGAAAAGUCAUGUUUUAUAAAACUACAGCAUGAGAACUCCAAGCCAAGUGUUGGCCAGGCAAUUGGGAUUCUUCUUGGUGUCCUGCUAAUUAUUGGUGCCAUUAUAGGGGGUGUAUUUUUCCACAUGAAGUACAAACAGAAAAAUGAAAAGAAGAGCCAACAGAAAGAUGUAAAGGAUCAGACCGAAUGUGAAGAACUGAAUAAAUGACUGUAGAUUUUAUCAAGAGAAAAAUGCCCUUUGGGUUGGGAAGAAGUGGCCUUUGUAUCUCCCAGAGCCCUGAAGUGUAUUAUCAUCAACUGAGGAUACAAGCAUGCAAAAGCAGGCUCCCAGGGUUUGGUUCUCACUUUCAUAAGUAAUACUAUUCAGUCACAUAACCAAAACCAAAGAUACACUUCAGCAGCAGCCAUUACUCACCAGCUUUGACAAGUGUUAACUCAUGAUACCUCCAAAUGCUGAGCUCCUGCAAGGAUCAAAUGCAUGGAUCCAGUCAUUGUUCGGCAGCUAAAGUAAACAUGGGCUUUGCAGAGGACUACACUUUAUCUGACUGCAUAUCUCUGGCUCAGUAAGUAACUGAAUAGCAGAACACGGAUUAAAGUCCUGUGCUACAUUUGAAGAUGUCCCAUGAAGUAGCAGGAGUCUCUGACUGUCAGCAAAGUGGCUCCCAAUCAUUGCAGUCUGUAAUCUGCCCUGGGUAACACCUGCUUACAUUUUUCUGGUGACUUUUUGCUAGCAAGAUUCACUGGCAAUAUGACAUUUCAGUUAUGAUAUCCAGGGUAUAACCAGUUCAUGAAGUGCCAUGGCUUGUCAUUACAGUUUUGAGGUUAAAAAAACACAUGUUGAAACAUGUGGGAAUUGGGUGAUGUGCUGUUUUAUCAUACUGCUGCCAAUAUUUUGCUUGCCCCCUAAAUACUUGAUAAGAAUAAAAAUCUUCAUUAAAA